AUGGAGAAGGAAAAAAUCACCAUGAAUUCCGGUGUUGCCGCUGCUAAUCUUCUGCGAGCGCUCCAUUCUCUCUAUCAGCUUGGUCACUUCUGUGACGUGACCAUUCGCACAGACUGUCCUGGAAGCCAAGAGGACUUUUUCGUUCACAAAGCUGUCCUGGCAGCUUCCAGCAACUACUUUAAAAGCUUGUUCCUUAGCGAGGAGACAUUGAAUGCCAAGAACUGUAGCGUGACACUCCAGGACAUUCGCACUGAAGAAUUCGUCACCUUCCUAAAGUUUGUCUACACGACCGAAGUAGAAAUUGAAGUGGACAAAGUGCACCGCUUGAAGGCAGUGGCCAAAAGACUGGAAUGCAAGGAUCUGCUUGAUGCCUUGGAAGAAACGAGGGCUGGGGGCCCAAAGGAGUCGGAUUUGAGUGUUCAUUUAAGAAGACCUGAAAAGUCUCUGUGGAGCCCGGCUGAGCAGGAAGGAGACCAGGAAGAGAGCGAUUCGUCCCAAAUUUUGGCCACACCAAUGAAGAGAAACCUUUGGGACAGAAAAAACUGUGUAAAAGUGUCAACUAGCUAUGACUUCCCUGAAAGUAAAUGUGGACAGUUGAACAAAGAUAGGGUAACUCUUGGUGAGCCUGAAGAUGAAAAAGCAGCGUCACCCGGACACUACAAAGGAGAGAGACCCGAUGCUCUCGAUGCAGGCAACGUCGCCCAAGAAGAAGGUGAACCUCUAAAUCAGGUGGACUCAACCUACGUAACGACCAAGAUGCUUCCCGGCCAGAAGGAGGGUGAGAGCAGUUUGAUUCUGAGUGGCACCAAGCUUAGAAAAUUGCCACGUGGCAUGUCCAAAGUCCUGCCACAACCGCACACGUGUGACACGUGUGACCGCUCCUUCCGCUUUGCCAAGCAGUACCAGUCGCACAUGGAACUGGAGCACGGCCUGAAUCUGGCCGUUGAGCACAGCUGCCAUGUGUGUGGCCAGCGCUUUGCCAGCCGCCAAAACCUGAAACAGCACCGGCUCACCACUCACGAUGACGAGCGACGCUUCCCCUGCCUGCUGUGCGACAAAAAAUUUCAGUGCCAGAAAGAUGUCAAUGACCACGUCCGGAGAGUGCACGAAAAGAAGCAUAAUCCUCAGCGGUGCCCCUACUGUGACAAGGUUAUCAGCUCCAAAUGUGGCCUGACGGUUCACAUUCGCACACACACAGGAGAGAAGCCUUAUAAAUGUGGAGGCUGCCCGGCCAGCUUUGCUCAGAGGUCGACGUUUAAUACUCAUGUCAG
Gekko japonicus is the source of this 1271-nucleotide messenger RNA. Its product is annotated as GDNF-inducible zinc finger protein 1-like. The record is from RefSeq and is a predicted model, not a curated record. NCBI's taxonomy places the organism in Eukaryota, Metazoa, Chordata, Lepidosauria, Squamata, Gekkonidae. The transcript has a single exon. Gene Ontology annotation, molecular function: protein binding. The annotation marks the transcript as partial. Gene Ontology annotation, biological process: regulation of immune system process; negative regulation of transcription by RNA polymerase II; regulation of cytokine production.